This is a messenger RNA of Nicotiana tabacum (common tobacco), 2340 nucleotides long. RefSeq lists its product as uncharacterized. Lineage: Eukaryota; Viridiplantae; Streptophyta; Magnoliopsida; Solanales; Solanaceae. The record is from RefSeq and is a predicted model, not a curated record.
CAACUUUCAGUCCUCACCAUUCUUAACAAUGUACGAGAAACACAGCCGAUCAAAACAAGAACCAAAAACAGAAACAAAAAUCUGAGAUCUAGUCAUUAACACAGUUACACAGUUUAGUCCCUAAAUCACUAUCUAAUUCCAUGGUCAGUUGUUCAAACUCUGUAGAAAACAUGCCCAUGGUUCCAAGAUUUCUCCAUAGCCAAAACCGCCUCAAAGAUCUUCUCUUACUCUUCUCCACACUCAUCAUUUUCUACUUAAUCUUCCUUCUUCACCAUCUCCACACCCCUAAAACCACCUUCAUCCCUAACCCCGACUAUACCCCCACCACCCCACCACCCUCCACUAAUCUCUCUCUUUCACAUCUCUUUUUCUCUAUAGCCGCUGCUUCUUCUUCUUUCUCUCUCCGUCUUCCUUAUAUUAACCUUUGGUACAAACCCAAUUCAACAAACGCUGUAAUUUUCCUUGACACCCCAAUUUCCAGUACUCCUUCUGUUUCUUCACCUCCAAUUCUUGUUUCCUCUGAUACUUCGAAUUUUCCUUAUUCUUUCCCUUCUGGUCGCCGUUCAGCAAUUCGGAUUGCUCGUAUUGUUAAAGAUACUUUUGACUUAGCUAAAAAUGUAAACUUUUCGAACACCCGUUGGUUUAUUUUUGGUGAUGAUGAUACUGUUUUCUUCACGGAGAAUUUGGUUAGUGUUUUGUCUAAGUAUGAUUAUGAGAAGUGGUAUUAUGUUGGGUAUAAUUCGGAAAGCUAUGAGCAGAAUGAGAAGUAUUCUUUUGAUAUGGCAUUUGGGGGUGGUGGGUUUGCUCUUAGUGCUCCAUUGGCUAAGGUUUUAGCUGGAGUUUUAGAUUCUUGUUUGAUGAGGUAUCCUCAUUUGUAUGGAAGUGAUUCUAGGGUUUUUUCUUGCUUAGCUGAGCUUGGAGUACAUUUGACCCAUGAACCUGGAUUCCAUCAGGUUGAUGUUCGAGGAGAUUUAUUUGGUAUCCUUUCUGCACAUCCAUUAUCACCUCUGUUAUCACUUCAUCACUUGGACGCUGUGGAGCCACUUUUCCCUGGCAUGACCAGGAUUGCAGCCACGGAGCAUCUUUUCCAAGCUGUCCAUGCUGAUCCUGCUAGGAUUUUGCAACAAACAGUGUGCUACGACAAGUCCAACUUACUGACAGUUUCAGUUGCAUGGGGUUACGCAGUUCAGGUGUUUGAAGGGAAUGAACUUCUUCCAGAUCUCCUCUCACGACAGCCAACAUUUAGACCAUGGAAAAGGGGUAAAAAUGUUGCUGCAAAAUAUAUGUUUAACACUAGAGUCUUCCCCAGUGAUCCAUGCAAAAGACCUGCGGUCUUCUUCUUGCAAAAUGUUCUUUCUAGUAGAGAUGGCAUAUGGACUGAAUAUAUAAGACAUGAUCUUGGGAACUGCGUAAGAAGUAAUCUGUCAAAAAAAUUGGUAAAGAUAAGAGUCUUCUCGCAGAAGCUAGCUUUUGAUGCUGAACAGGUUCUCUGCUUGCAUUUGAAGCCACUUCGUCGACCAUGCUGUGACAUUUCAUCACCUAUCAAUGAGACGAUGAUAAUUGGUAUUAGACAAUGUGGGCAUGGCGAGUUGAUCUCAAUGCAGACUUAGAAAGAUCCUCGAAAUUGCUCUAGACGAAUGACCUGUCAAUCCAUGGCUGGACGGACGAGCAGGGAUCAUGCAGUCUCUUGACAGGAACUCUCUCGUCCGAUUUCUCAUUUUAUAAGAUUGCUAAAUUGAUACGCUGGAAAUUAGCUGGGGGGCAUAUCAGAGAAGUCCUGAAUGGUGUAUGCAUUGUUAAAGGAAAACUGCAGAACUACGCGUUCCUAAAUUUCUUGUCCUUCUGGCUCUUCCUUUUCGGCAUUUGUCCAAGUAUUGAAUGGAUUAAUUUGCAGCAGUUUGAUCUUAUCACAGCCAAGAUUUUAAGUUUCUUGCAACAAGUUUUUCAUUUCCUUUGAGACUGAAAGGAUUGUAGAGUUAAGCUUGUUCUCUUACUCAUGGUUUGGAAUAGUGAACAUCAUUUCCUUCUCCUUGUCAUUGCAGAUUUUUGCGAUUGUUACUCUACCUCUUCUAAUAUCAAGGCACCCUAGUAUGAGGGGGUAAUGUGUCUUGCAUCUCUUCUGGAAUGAGUACUAAUCACUCCUCAGACACCUUGGUCGCCUGUCAAUUCCAGCAGAUUGAAGUUGUUCUAUUCUUAUAGGAACUAUGAUUUGAUUUUAGGCAUUUGUAACUGGGGAAAGAUGAGUUGUAUAAAUAAUAACUUCAGCUGGAGCUUGUAUCAUGUAUCAUUUAAUGUUCAAUAAGAAAUUACUGUGGAUAUCAAGUUUUAUUGAAUCCUUAA